AGCCGUGAGUCACAUGGGCCGCUGCAGACACCACAGCAGUUGGGUAAGAAGUGCAGCAGCACAAUUGGAGCAGCCCCGCUGACCUCACAGCUGAGCACUCUAUUUAAGAUCUGGCUCCCAGAUGUUGCGGGAGGAUCGAGCCAGCUGCAGAGCCAGCCUGGAGUGGGAGAGCCGGGAAUAUUCCCAGCUCCUCGCUGCCCCGGAGAUGAUUGCGCUGCUCUUCUUCUCUGCCCUGCUGUGGGACGAGGCUGGAGCGUGGGGCUUCAAGGAUGGAGUGCUGCACAACUCCAUCUGGCUAGGUAAGAAAUCUCUUAUCACCAAUUGAUUGAAUUGGCAGGGGAAGGAUGAGCUCCCAGCACCGCAGAGCAGAGCUGUGUGUUGGUAUCGCCCAGGACUGAUGGAAUCCACGUCUCUUUUUCCCUCUGCUGCAGGUUUCCACGUGUGUGCUGCUGGCUGGAUGGCAAAGGGCAGAGUUGGUUAUCCCAUAGUAAAAGCUGGAGCCAACUGUGGCUUUGGCAAGACUGGAAUUGUUGACUACGGAAUUCGCCUCAACAGGAGCGAGAGGUGGGAUGCCUACUGCUACAACCCCAAUGGAAAGGAGUGUGGUGGAGUCUUCACGGAUUCCAAGCACGUUUUCAAGUCCCCGGGCUACCCGAACGAGUACGAGAACGAUCAGGUUUGCUACUGGCACAUCCGCGUGAGGUACGGGCAGCGGAUCCAGCUGCAGUUCCUGGAGUUCGAUGUGGAGGAGGACACCGCCUGCCUGGCUGAUUUCCUGGAAAUCUACGACAGCUACGAUGAUAUCAAUGGAUUUGUGGGCAGGUUUUGUGGAGAUGAGUUGCCAGAUGACAUCAUCAGCACAGGGAAUGUGAUGACGCUGAAGUUUCUGACGGAUGCCUCGGUGACAGCUGGAGGCUUCCAGAUCAGAUACACAACCCUGGACAUGCCUCCCAAGGCAGGGGAUGGCAGGAACGCCACAUCCCAAGGGAAAAGCAACUUUUUAACGGGAAAAUUUGGGAUUAUGUGAGCAGAGUAGGCAGCCACAGAAAGGUGUUUUAGACUGAAUUCAAUUCAGAUAUUUGUGUCUUCAGAUAAGACAUUUUUGUCGUCUCUUUCGGAGUUUUUCUCUUUGGCUUUUCUAUGUUUUGUUAAUAAAUUACACUAGGGAAUAAAUUAUAAAAUAUACUUACAUGGAUAAUAGAAACCUAUUUUUAGAAUAGAAGUACUGUAAAAAUAUGAAGAAUUCUUUGCUACCAAAGACUUAAAAAAUUAUUUUUCUAUAUAAAAUGCUCUUUCUCCUCAUUUCUUGCACCACUUGAACAAAUUUUUGUGUGACUGUUCCCAUUAUUUUUAAACUUAACAGCCUCUUCUCUCCUUAUUUCCCUUGAUUUCCACAUAUUUAUUUUUUAGACUGUUGCUUUUUUCCCCCCCUGUUCUCUACACAUUAUUAUAAUUUUUAUUUUUUUUUUUUAACACCUGAUUUUCUUAAACUCUAAGGGCUUUCAGUGCAAGCUUAUUUUUAAGCCACAAAAAUUCAUUUUGUGGAUGGCCUGGUGGUUACCCAGGUGAAGAUUUGGAAGAGCAAAGGAUCAUUUGGAUCCACACUUUAAUUUUAAUGGAUUCUGUCAGGGUUCCCUCAUCCAGAGAAGAGCUCUUGAAGUCUUUUCACUUCUCUUAUUAAAGAAUUAAAGGAAUGACUUGGUGAUGAGAAUAAAAGCAUUGAGAGGAAGCAGCAGGAGGAACUUCUCACCGAGCACGUUCAGAAGACACCAGCGAGGUGUUGGAUGUUGUUUACACGGGUUUAAGACUGUUCUGGUUUAAAUUGUUAAUUUUAAAUCCUUCUCUGUGUGUUUUUAACUGAAGCAGCAUUAAAGCUACCUCUGUUCUAAUCACA
Messenger RNA from Parus major (Great Tit), 1894 nucleotides. It is a transcript of the gene TNFAIP6, whose product is annotated as TNF alpha induced protein 6. The record is from RefSeq and is a predicted model, not a curated record. The transcript is spliced from 5 exons. Gene Ontology annotation, biological process: negative regulation of inflammatory response; cell adhesion. Lineage: Eukaryota; Metazoa; Chordata; Aves; Passeriformes; Paridae. Gene Ontology annotation, molecular function: hyaluronic acid binding.